GCUGUUCCUGGCUCAGAAGUGAUGGCGCUUCCUGACUGGAUCCUUCCGAUUACUGUCAUCGCAUCCUUCGUCUCGCUAUGUUUAUUUGUUCGUUUCAGACGCACCGGACAACUACUGUGGAGGAAAGUAAUUAGCAAGAUAAUGGCUCGCACAGAGAAGCCAUUAUUCCGACUCGCGUACACACUGUACACCAAGACCAGUCUCGGCUACAUGUUUUACAAGAGGCAAAUGAGGAGAGCCCGGGAACGCUACCCGACUGGACACUCCACGGUUCUGCCUGUGCAGUUUACCGGUAUGAAAAUCAUCCCCAUCUCUGUGCUGUCAGACAACUACAGCUAUCUCAUAGUUGACACUACCUCUGGUGUCGCGGCAGUUGUAGACCCAGCAGACCCUCAAACUGUUCAGGGAGUCCUCGAGGAGGAGGGGGUGAUGCUAGAAGCCAUCCUGUGUACGCACAAACAUUGGGAUCACAGUGGGGGAAACAAAUUACUGAAAAGGCUUCAUGGCUCAUGUAAAGUUUAUGGAAAUGCAGCUGAUAACAUUCCUGGCCUGACACACCCUCUGUCACACAAGGACUCGGUAACAGUCGGGUGUUUGCACUUUAAGGCCCUCUUUACGCCAGGACACACAGUGGGCCACAUGAUCUACCUGCUGGAUGGCCGGCCACUAGGUGCUCCCUCAAGCCUUUUCUCUGGUGACCUGGUGUUCCUUUCCGGAUGCGGGAGGAUGUUUGAAGGCAGCGCCAAAACAAUGCUGUCAUCGCUCGACACAGUCGGCUCUUUGAAUGAUGAUACUCUUCUUUGGCCUGGUCACGAGUACGCUGUCGACAAUCUGCUGUUCGCUGCCGAGGUGGAACCACGAAACGCAGCCAGGGAAAACAAAUAUCAGUGGGUGCUGCAGCAACGAGACGAGAAGCAGUGCACGUGUCCGUCGACCGUUGGAGACGAGAAGGCGUACAAUCCUUUUCUGCGCAGCCACUGUACAGAGCUCCAUCUGGCGCUGGGACUCAAGCAGCUGGACGACGAGGACUGGACUCUGUUUCGGGCUCGCGUCCUGGAGGUGCUACGCAAACGCAAAGACCAGUACAGCAGGAGAUGAUUAAAAAGAAUUGAAAAGUGGAUGGAAGCCAUACUAUCUUGGUUGCUACUGGUUAAACAUACGUUGAGUUUUGCGGUAGAAUGCAAAGUCAAGAACCGGUCCAAGUAUGGGCCAUUCCAUGUUUUUCCCCCAUCUACUUUCACGCGUCAUCUGUUCAAUGUCAUUUUAUAAUAAUACUAGCAAUUUCCAUAUGCAUAUUGUGAUCAUAUUGUUUAUGAACACCCCUUAAGAAGGGACAUUUAGCACUGUCAAUUUGCACUCAUAUAUAUAUUUAUAUAUAUAUAGAUAUAGAUAUAGAUAUAGAUAUAGAUAUAGACACACACACACACACAUACAUUAUAGGUACAACCAGAUUACCCUGUAGAAAAGGGUUAAGUUAUAUUGGACUAUUGUUUCCUGCACAACCUUUUUUAGUCAUCAAACAGUCAUCAAAUUGUUAACCUCUUUCUUUUAUGGCUAACCUUUUGUUAUACUGCAUUAGCUUACCUUUCAGUAGAGUGGGACUUUAGUAUUAGUUUAUGUGUAUUAGUAUUGAUCAAGGUUAUCUGCAGGAAUGAUCAAAUGCAUGUUUUUCCCUUUUUAACAUGGAGGUCUUUACCCUUGCUUUUUAUGUGCUAUAUAAGCCUUUUUUAUCUGAAAUUGAAAUGACUGCAUUCAUUUAGGGGGGGGGGGGGAAUAUUCAAAAACUUCUUUUAAUUGCCAACCUCUUUUACAUUUCACUCAUGAAGCAAUCGAAAAUGAUAAAUAAUCAGUGGGCGUCAGUCAGCACAUCUCAUGCAUUCUACUGGAUCGUGUGAGCUAACUGAAAUGUAAUAAGUGUAGUUCAUUUUAGACAUGACUUGGAGCUAUGACGUUUAUAUGGUACAUGUUGUUUUGAAACGAGAUUGGAUUUCAUGUUUAAUAAUGCACUAAUAAGAGGAAAAUGCCAUGCCGUCGCAACGGAAUGCUUUUAUAAAACCGGAACAUUUUUGGGAAGAACCUUCAUGCAUUGUUUUGAUACAUUGUAUAUUUGAUGUACUGUGAUGCAUAUGCCUCUGUAUAAUAUGCACAUUCUAAUCGUGUUGCGCUUUUAACAUUUCAGUUGACUCUUUCAUUAAGAUAAUGUAAUGCAGCCUCUUUCUGUGGGGAUGGGAAAGAACAAACCUGGAAGAUAUGAAAGCUCUUGAAAUUCUUCUUUCUGCCGUUAAAAACGAAAGCAGUGUCCCCUGGUGACUGUUGACUAAAAUGUUAUUCUGGUUGUUUGAUGCUGUUGCACAUCUGAUUUGCAUAUGUUUGAGUUCAGAACACUACCGCACGGGAAACAGUUUGACUUUAGGUUAUGUUUUAAUGAGGAAAUAUUCAAGUAAACUUUUCCAUUCAAACUGUGUACAAGC
This is a messenger RNA of Phyllopteryx taeniolatus (common seadragon), 2471 nucleotides long. It is a transcript of the gene pnkd, whose product is annotated as PNKD metallo-beta-lactamase domain containing. The transcript is spliced from 9 exons. Bases 22 to 1098 code for a protein of 358 amino acids. Gene Ontology annotation, molecular function: hydroxyacylglutathione hydrolase activity. The record is from RefSeq and is a predicted model, not a curated record. Gene Ontology annotation, cellular component: mitochondrion. NCBI's taxonomy places the organism in Eukaryota, Metazoa, Chordata, Actinopteri, Syngnathiformes, Syngnathidae.